Molecule: messenger RNA, 1107 nt
Organism: Indicator indicator
Lineage: Eukaryota; Metazoa; Chordata; Aves; Piciformes; Indicatoridae
Gene: ABI3
Product: ABI family member 3
Exons: 8
Coding region: 1-1107 (368 amino acids)
Biological process (GO): regulation of cell migration
Cellular component (GO): lamellipodium
Molecular function (GO): SH3 domain binding
Source: RefSeq, a predicted model, not a curated record
AUGUCCGAGCUGGAGCAGCUGCAGCACCAUGACAUCCCAGCAGGCCGGGAGGUCCUGCGUGACCACCACUGCAACCUCCUCAGGGUCGCUGACUACUGUGAGAGCAACUACCUGGAGGCCAGCGACAAGCGGAAGGCGCUGGAGGAGACGAUGGCUCUGAGCACCCAGUCCCUGGCCAGUGUCACCUACCAGGUCAGCAGCCUGGCCACCGCCUUCCUCCGGCUGCUGGACCUGCAGGCGGCCGAGCUGCAGAAGGUGGAGGCUGAUGUCAGCUGCGUGGCACAGAGGGUUGACAUGCACAAGGAGAAGGUGGCCCGCCGGGAGAUCGGCUCCCUGACUGUCAGCAAGAGGUUCCCAUCCUACCAGAAGGUCAUGGCCCCCCCCAGCCCACCCUGCCUGGAGCCCUACUACAGGAAACCCCUCAACUUCAGCGUCCUGGAUGACAUUGGCCAUGGCAUAAAGGACCACAGCACACAGCUGUCCCGCACGGGCACCCUGGCUCGCAAGGGCAUCAAGGCAACGGUGCAGGCCUCGGGCACCUUGGGGAGAGGCACUCGAGUCCCUGAGCCUAUCCAGCCACCCGUGGUUCCUGAGGGAAAGCUCUCCACAGCCUCCUCCACCUCCUCACUGACAUCCACCAGCUCGAGUGGAACCCCAGCAGCCCCCAGUGAAGGCAUCCCAGUACCACCACCACUGCCCUCCCUGCCAGGGCCAUCUCCACCACCUGCAGCCAUCAUCCCACCACCUCCACCUCUCCCUGGGGACCUGCCCCCACCACCUCUAGGGGACCUUCCUGUGCCUCCACUGGACCUCAUACCUCCAGCCCCUGAUGACCUUGAACCACCACCACCACCACCAGCUUUGCCUGACUUUGAGGAUUUGGCCCCACCACCACCACCUGCCACAGAGGAUCCUCCCUGGGCCCCAGAGAACUACCUGGAGAAAGUGGUGGCUCUCUACCCCUACACACGGCAGAAGGAGCUGGAGCUCUCCUUCCAGCCCGGCGCCCUCCUCUUCGUCACGCGGCGCUACUCGGACGGCUGGUGUGAGGGGGUGCUGGGGCAGGAAGCAGGCUUCUUCCCUGGCAACUAUGUGGAGCCCUUCUGA